Molecule: messenger RNA, 1085 nt
Organism: Oppiella nova
Lineage: Eukaryota; Metazoa; Arthropoda; Arachnida; Sarcoptiformes; Oppiidae
Source: the annotation of a GenBank genome assembly
UGAAACUUAUUAUAGAAAAGUUUUGUAAUAGUUUUUUGCUAUUUUUGUAAUCUAUUUAUUAAAUUAAAUAAAUCCACAAAAGACUGCAAAUUGUAAACACAUUGCGAAACCACUCAUUGAUUGCGAAAUACUCGCUGAAUGCAAUUACAACAUAUACUUAUUCAAGACAUUAAUAACUUAACUGAAAAUUUCCGUACACUAUUCAAUCGAUUACUCAAUUACUGGUUAUAUAUAUGAGUGGACAGGGAGUCAACCAUACAUUCCCCCUACUCCUAUGCUAUUAAUGCUAUUAUACUCAUCAGUACAAUAUUAAUACCAAUGAAACGACAAUUUUGUAAUCAAGGUCCAAAUUAUCCACUCAACUAUACCUUUAGAUAACCUGUGGUUUCACAGAAUAGUCGCCAAUCAUUUGCUAUCAAUCAGUCAUUGCGUUCACAAGUCGUCUAUAAAACUCAUUGUAAGCUAAAGCCAUGCAUUCAUUAAGUGAUGAGAGUGUUAGGGAUUACGUGAGAAAACCCGACCCGACCUCCAAACUCAAUCACUUGCUAUUCAUUGGCGACCACUUAUCAGUACCGGUGCCCAACCACUCGCUACCCCCGAACAUACGUCCGGUGGGUAUAUUCUGGGACAUCGAGAACUGUCAGGUACCUUUCAACCGCUCAGUCAUACAACUGGUGGAAAGGGUGAGACAGUUAGCCUUUGAGCGGCAGUAUUGUGAGAACGUGUUUGAGGUGGUGUGCGAUACACGCAAAAUAGCCGCCCCUUUGUUGGACGACCUGAACACCACUCAAGUGACUGUCAUACACGUGUGUGGGUUCACCAAAAAUGCAUCCGAUCUGAUCCUAAUGCAAAGGAUUGACAAAUUCAUUGCUGAUAAAGGAUACAAUUCUGCCAUUGUUAUGAUUAGUGAUGAUAUCAACUUCAGUCCCAUAUUAAGUAAACACCGAAACAAUAAUCGCGUUGAAGUGACACUAAUCCAAAGACGCGCCGCUCAGGCAUUAAGAAAUUGUGCCGAUUUUAUACACGAUUUCGAUAAUUUGUGUCAAAACCUGAACAUUAGACACAGCAACCAACAAAAAGGUUAA